Molecule: messenger RNA, 1496 nt
Organism: Mucor mucedo
Lineage: Eukaryota; Fungi; Mucoromycota; Mucoromycetes; Mucorales; Mucoraceae
Exons: 4
Coding region: 250-1134 (294 amino acids)
Source: RefSeq, a predicted model, not a curated record
UUCAACACGUGAGUUAGUUUUAUAAUUAUACCUUGACCACUUGUCUUGGAUACCUGGGUUUCCAUUAGAUCGAUAAUGCAACAAUUUAGCUGGCAAAAAAAAAAAAGAUGUGUCUAUGACUGAUGUUUAUGGGAAGGAAAAUCAUAAUAUUUAUUGCAGCGAAAAAAUAAAGGGUUGUUUGAGUCAAAUCAACAAAAAUUUAUAUUUCGGAUCUUCCUUUUUCUUCUCUUCCACACACAAAAAAAGAGGAUGAGCACAAAUAAUAAUAAUACGAAUAGCAGUAACGCGACUAGCGUAUUUAUCGACCACGUCAAACAAGUGCUGACAACACUACCACCACUGACCAAGUUUGCACUGGUUGUCCCCACUGCACUUUAUCUUGUGGAUCUCUUUGUCUCGUCAUUCUUUAGCUUUUUAUACUGGACCUAUCUGGAUGCGCAUCUCGUCAUUGACCGAUGGCAAAUUCAAAGACUUGUGUUGUACCCCAUUUCCUCAAAAUCACUCCUUGAGAUGAUCAUUACAACCUUUUGGUUGUUACCCGAGAUAUUCAAGGCUGAGAAGAAGCUAGGCACCCUUCGACUAGGAUGGGUACUCUUGACUUUAUUUACAAUUGUACCAGCACUUGUCUAUAUAGCCAUUAUCCAAGUGUUGACGACAUAUACCCCACAAUCCGAAUUCAACGGUACUGCAGGAUACUUUGGUAUGGCAGGAUGGGUCGUGGGCCUAGUUGUUGUAAAUUACCUGAAGGAAGAAGGUGAAUCGGAUAGAAUGAUUGCUGGAUCGAUUCGUAUUCCUAACAAGGCUUGGCCAGUGAUUGUAUUGAUCUUUUUUGUGUUUUUAGCACCUGGUUUAUCUUUUAUUUUGAAUUUCACCUCGGCGUUAAUUGCCUUUGUUUUCGUGGAUGAAAAGUAUUCAAAGUAUGUUGUUCCGUCUGACGAGACAAUGACGCGUUAUGAAGGAAAAGCAUGGUUGAGCUUCUUGACAAGAUCACCCAACUUUGUGUCGGUGGAUUCAAGUGGCGUUUACUUGCCAAUCUUUAGCGCACCCUCUGUAGUAAAUACGCCAAGCCCAAACCAAAGAUCGAGUUCCGCUUCUCCCAGCUUCCCUGGUACAGGUGUUCGUCUGGGUUCUUGAACAUUUAUAUUAAUUGCAUUAAUAAAUGAAGCACCAUUCUUUCAGUUGAAUAUAGAAUUGCUUUUUUAUUUAUUUUGAACCAAGAAGCCUCCUAUACAAGGUGUUCGCAUUGUUGGUAAGACUGGAUGUGGCUGCAUUAGCCUACAUGAUACAUUUGUGAUUUAAACUACAUACACGGGUUACAAUUUAACAGGUGCUGCUGCCAUAUGAAAUUUAUCUACAUAUUUGAGUAACCCAGAAAAGACAAACGUCUUAUCAAAGGACAUGCCAACAUAACUGCUGUCCAGCAGGAACUAUCUCAAACUUCCCAAGAAAGUGAGAUCAAGGUUUCAACCUGCUUAUUCCAGAAAGUUAGAAAGCUU